AUGUUCAUUAAGCUUGCAAAAGACAUCGUCUACCAUGGGAAUGAUCGUUACAAAGUAUGGAAACUUUAUGAUGCUUAUAUGGAAGGCAAAAGUGACGAUAUCAAGGAGGCUUUCACCAAUAACUAUGUGAACGUAAAGCAACUCGAAUUCAUGAAAAAACGCCUAAAAGCAAUUCUAGGAUACUACUUGACGAGGGAUCAAAUAGAGAGGGUAGAAAAAACACUAGAAAAAGAGGUGGCUAAAAAGAAAUCGUAUCAGGACCUCAUCGCAGCCGUGGAGACCGCAGUGGCUAAGGACAUUGGAAAAGAGAAAGCUAAAAGGGCUGUGGAAAAGACGAUCAAAGACCUACGUCUUCUCGAAAAACAAAACGUUGGAUGGCUCGAAAAAGCCAGCAAGCUCUUCUUCUCGUUGAUAAAACAUGACGAACACUAG
Haemonchus placei is the source of this 432-nucleotide messenger RNA. Lineage: Eukaryota; Metazoa; Nematoda; Chromadorea; Rhabditida; Trichostrongylidae. The record is from the annotation of a GenBank genome assembly.